AUGCCAGAAGAAUCAGCAGUAUCAGAAGUAACACAUACACUUUAUAACAAUACUACUGAGAUUCCUCAAUCUAUUACUGAGGUUAUUAUUGCAACAUUUCAAAAUGAAUAUACUUUUCCAUGUCUUAUUCUUAUAAUUAUAACUCAUACGUUUAUCCUUUCAUCAGUAAAUAUAUUGUGCAGAUUAUCGCCUGUGUUUGGAAUUACAACAUCACGGAAUAUUUGGAAUUACAUGGGUAGUGUAUGUCAUGGAAGACACUUUGCUGGUGAGAGUAGAAGUCAAUGUGAUUUGGAGAAGAGUUUAGGUGGAGGUGAAGAGAAUAUGUUAUAUGAGCAACGAUAUGAUCAACAGGAGAAGAAAAAGAAAAAGAAGGUGAUGAGGGAAAAGACGAGGGACCAAACUGCUGUUAAAACUACCACAACAGCAGCUACAGCUUGUAGCCAACCUUCGAGAUGUUUUUUAAAAUUUGUGCUCAAGGGGUUACUCUUUUUGGCUUAUAUACCUGUUUACUGCGUAGGAACAUUGUAUUUGGUUUUUGAUACUAUCGAUAAGGUAGAGAAACGUUUGGGACCUUCACAAGGUUGGGUUCUUUUGGUUAGUUAUAUCAUUGUUUACAUGAUUGGACUCGUUGUCUUGGUAUCUAUCGAGGUGGAUGACGAGACGGAGGAAAUGUCCCAUGAAUAA
Lodderomyces margitis is the source of this 684-nucleotide messenger RNA. RefSeq lists its product as uncharacterized. The record is from RefSeq and is a predicted model, not a curated record. The coding region runs from base 1 to 684 and encodes 227 amino acids. The transcript has a single exon. Lineage: Eukaryota; Fungi; Ascomycota; Pichiomycetes; Serinales; Debaryomycetaceae.